Trichoderma harzianum CBS 226.95 is the source of this 657-nucleotide messenger RNA. RefSeq lists its product as hypothetical. Gene Ontology annotation, molecular function: mRNA binding; enzyme activator activity. NCBI's taxonomy places the organism in Eukaryota, Fungi, Ascomycota, Sordariomycetes, Hypocreales, Hypocreaceae. Gene Ontology annotation, cellular component: P-body. The record is from RefSeq and is a predicted model, not a curated record. The transcript has a single exon. Gene Ontology annotation, biological process: deadenylation-dependent decapping of nuclear-transcribed mRNA; deadenylation-independent decapping of nuclear-transcribed mRNA; positive regulation of catalytic activity. Bases 1 to 657 code for a protein of 218 amino acids.
AUGAGUCGUCCGACGCCCCGUAAGUCGCGGCACAACCGCCAUCCCUCCAACCGCAUCCCCGCCAUCUCCGACUACGAAUCCGACGCCGCAGUCAUGACCUCCGCCUACGAGGCUCCCCCGCCACGAACAAACACCGAGCUCAACCUCUCCGUCCUGCAGCGCUACCUGCCCUCCAUCAGCAGGAUCCUCAGCAUCGCCGCCAACGCCGUCGUCUACACCUUCGACGCCGCCGCCCAGAGCUGGGAAAAGUCCGGCAUAGAGGGCACCAUGUUCGUCUGUGCGCAGACGCCGCUGCCAGAGGACGUCGACCACCGGCCGAGAGCGUGCGUCUUUGUGCUGAGUCGACGAGGGUUGGAUAACGUGGUUGUCGAUCUGGCGAGGGUCGGUCAUGUGGAGCUUAUGGGUGAGCUGGUGAUUCUCAAGGUUGAAGGCGACUGGGAAGCAGACGAGAAGGUGGUUGGACUGUGGAUUCACAAUGAUGAGGAAAAUACGAGGGCAACAAAUGGCGCCAUUAUUGAGGAGAGCUGGAAGAUUGCGCGAGCUGCUGGGACGGUGUCGAACGAGGGACCAGAAGCUGGGCCGGCGAUGCAGGCAAUAGGACGGCCGCUAACGCUUAACGAGCUGUUUGGGAGACAGAAGGAGGCUACUGGAAGUUGA